This is a messenger RNA of Pestalotiopsis fici W106-1, 1581 nucleotides long. RefSeq lists its product as uncharacterized. Lineage: Eukaryota; Fungi; Ascomycota; Sordariomycetes; Amphisphaeriales; Sporocadaceae. The transcript has 3 exons. Gene Ontology annotation, molecular function: fluconazole transmembrane transporter activity. The record is from RefSeq and is a predicted model, not a curated record. The coding region runs from base 1 to 1581 and encodes 526 amino acids. Gene Ontology annotation, biological process: xenobiotic detoxification by transmembrane export across the plasma membrane.
AUGGCCACAUUUUUCCGAGAUACCGCAUUUGGCCAGGUUGUUCGUCUCUUAUCUCAUAGACGGCUUCUUCGCUACCCUGACGAGAUUGACCCUCUUCUUUGGAAGAAAUCAUUGCAACAGCAUGGGGCAGCAGGGUGUAGCAUUUCCGACCCAGGUGUGGAGAGCAAUUCUGCCCAAAUUCUGUCAGACAAUGAAGAAAAGUCGCCUAUUCGUGACCCGAGACGACAGAUGGGCCUAAUAGAAAAUGGAGCGGGUCCUGCUCAAGCUGUCGAAGACGGACGAGAUGUCUACCUAGUCGGUUGGUACGGACCAGACGACCCAGAGGACCCCCUAAACUGGCCUGAAAGCUGGAAAUUCAUCAUUGCUUUCCAGGUGUGCAUUCUUAACUUCGUGGUAUAUAUUGCGAGCUCUCUCUACGUGCCCGGUGAGACCAGCUUUAUGGAGGAAUUCGACGUCUCGGAGACUGUGGCAACAUUGGGUUUGUCUCUGUUCAGCGUUGGCUAUGGUUUUGGCCCCAUGCUAUGGUCGCCCAUGUCGGAAAUGCCGAGUCUGGGACGCAGUCCCAUCUAUGUCUGGACGCUCUUGAUCUUUGUUCUUCUGGAACUUCCCGUCGGCUUUGCCGUGAAUCCUACCAUGUUUCUCGUCUUCCGGACCCUGAGCGGAUUUGUCGGCAGUCCUACCUUGGCCACCGGCGGUGCCACCAUUGCGGAUGUCUACGGCCCUGCGCGAGCAGCCUUUGGGAUAUGCAUUUGGGCAUCCUUUGGUGUAUGCGGACCGGUCUUUGGUCCCCUCAUUGGCGGCUUUGUGGCGCCCGUCAAGGGCUGGCGCUGGACAAUUUGGUCUUUUACAUGGAUGUGCAGCAUAUGUUGGCUCUGCCUCUUCUUCCUGCUCCCGGAAACAAGUUCGGCAAAUAUCCUCUAUCGAAGAGCCAAAAGACUGAGGAGGGCUACCGGACAAAAUCAACUCAGGAGCCAGUCGGAGAUCGACUCUGCCCACCAUACAAUGAAAGAUCACGCCAUUGUCCUGGGCAGGGCCUUUGCCCUCACGUUUACAGAGCCUAUUGCCUUUUUGGUAGACUUGUACACGGCGCUGCUUUACGGAGUCCUGUUCAUAUGGUUUGAAUCAUUCCCUUUGGUGUUUGGUGGCCUCUACGGGUUCAGUACUCAGAUGCUGGGUCUCGUCUACCUUGGGAUAUUUGUCGGGGGCGUCAUCACAGUCCCUUGCUACUUGCUCUGGGUAAAGCGUAUUCUAAUUCCCAGUAGCAUGAAAUCAACCUUUAGGCCGGAGCAUGUCCUUCCGCCUACAUGGUUUGGUGCCAUUUCCCUUCCAGUAUGUCUUUUCUGGCAUGGCUGGACAGCUAAAGAGGACAUCCACUGGAUGGUGCCUAUAGUGGGCUCCUCAUUCUUUACCGUGGCCCUGGUCACUUUCUUUAACGGAAUAUUGAACUAUCUCGGCAUGUCAUACCCAGUGUAUGCUGCCUCUGUGUUCGCGGGCAAUGGGCUAUUUCGUGCUUUAUCCGGUGCGGUUUUCCCAUUAUUUGUAUGUACAUCAGAACUAAGCCAGCUCGUUAUGGUCUGCUAA